Messenger RNA from Perognathus longimembris pacificus (Pacific pocket mouse), 802 nucleotides. It is a transcript of the gene C7H1orf122, whose product is annotated as chromosome 7 C1orf122 homolog. The record is from RefSeq and is a predicted model, not a curated record. The transcript has 3 exons. NCBI's taxonomy places the organism in Eukaryota, Metazoa, Chordata, Mammalia, Rodentia, Heteromyidae. Bases 90 to 422 code for a protein of 110 amino acids.
GGCGGGGCGCAGCUUUGCAGAGUCCUGGCGCCGCGCUGGGGAGGGGGGGUGGCCGAAAGGGGGGCGGUGGUCGGGCCGCGCAGGCGGAGAUGGAAUGGGGCCCGGGCUCAGGCUGGUCACGGGGGGAGGCUGCCGGCGUGGACCGCGGGAAGGCGGGGCUGGGGCUCGGCGGGAGGCCUCCCCCGCCGCCGCCCCGGGAUGAGCGCGCCCAGCAGCUGCUGGACGCGGUGGAGCAGCGGCAGCGGCAGCUCCUGGACACCAUUGCCGCCUGCGAGGAGAUGCUGCGGCAGCUGGGCCGCCGGCGCCCGGAGCCGGCUGGUGGCGGGAACGUCUCAGCCAAACCCGGAGCGCCUCCCCAGCCAGUUGCCGCUGCCAGAGGUGGCUUUCCAAAGGAUGCUGGCGAUGGAGCUGCGGAGCCUUGACCACCCCCUAGCCGGGCAUCCUAACUUCUCUCCCUCCCCAGGGCUGGUGGCUGGACUCUAAACAACUCCCUUCAGGAAAAAGGGGCUAGUCUUCACUGGCAGUGGCGGUACUUGGCCGUUAGCCUGGGAUGGCAGCUCUGUUGGCAGUUGGGUUCACUCCCACUUCAUCCUGGCUGAAGGCAGUGCUGUGUUUUGAAAUGUAGCCCAUGAUUUCCCAGUCUGAUUACUUGGAUUUGGGCAGACCAGCAGUGCUGGCCAGAGUGGUCUGGCCCGCUUUGGGGGUUCCAGGCGGUAUGACAUGUCCAUUUCAUGCUUUGGGAGCUCUAAGCCCCCUAAAACACCUUCAGCAGAGCCUUGAUUAAAAGGAAACCUGCAGACUC